Molecule: messenger RNA, 1613 nt
Organism: Rubroshorea leprosula
Lineage: Eukaryota; Viridiplantae; Streptophyta; Magnoliopsida; Malvales; Dipterocarpaceae
Source: the annotation of a GenBank genome assembly
UAAUGAAGAAGGCUUCCUUGCUUUAGAAAUUUUAUACCCUUUUCUUUGCUUGUCAUCCUUUGGCAUUCUUGAAUUAUAUCUGAUUAUUUAUUCAUUCCCAAUGGGCAGAUUUUGAAGCUAUAAAAGCAAAAUAGUCAUACCCCAUCGAGGGUGGAAGGUGUGGAGGAAUUUUGGAUUAGGCUAUGGGACACUUUUCCUCCAUGUUCAAUGGAUUGGCGAGGCCAUUUUUGAUAAGAAGAGAGAAGAAUUCCCCUGGGAAUAGUGAUGGAAGAGAUGCUGCUGCUGCGAUGGCAAAGGAAGCCAAGAAGAAUGACUUGAUAUUGAGGUCUUCUGGUUGCGUAAAUGUUGAUGGGUCUAACAACUUUGUCUCAGUUUUCUCCAAGAGAGGUCAAAAAGGAUUUAACCAGGAUUGUGCUAUCGUAUGGGAGGAAUUUGGAUGUCAAGCAGACAUGCUUUUCUGUGGGAUAUUUGAUGGGCAUGGACAAUGGGGUCACUAUGUGGCGAAAAAAGUCAGAGAAUCAAUGCCUUCUUUCUUGUUAUGCUACUGGCAAGAGGCUCUAGCAUCCCUUGGGCCAGAUAUUGAUUUAGGAUCUGAUAAAAAGAAUCAAGGAUUCAAUAUAUGGAAGCAUGCCUAUACGAUGACUUGUGCUGCUGUUGACCAGGAGCUCCAGCACUGUCGUAAGAUUGAUUCAUUCUUUAGCGGAACAACUGCCUCGACAAUUGUCAGACAGGGAGAACUGAUAUAUGUGGCAAAUGUUGGUGAUUCUCGUACUGUAUUGGCUACCACUUCAGAUGAUGGAAGCUUGGUGCCAGUUCAACUUACUAUUGAUUUCAAGCCUAAUUUACCUCGGGAGAUUGAGCGGAUAACUCAGUGUCAAGGAAGGGUGUACUGUAUGGAUGAUGAGCCUGGGGUUCACAGGGUUUGGCUUCCUGAUGAAGAAUCACCUGGACUCGCAAUGUCUAGAGCCUUUGGGGAUUACUGCAUAAAGGAUUACGGACUUAUUUCUGUGCCUGAAGUGACACAUAGGCAUAUAACAAGCAGAGACCAAUUUGUUGUUUUGGCAACUGAUGGCGUCUGGGAUGUCGUCUCUAAUCAAGAAGCUAUUGAAAUUGUAUCUUCAAUACCAGACAGGGCAAAGGCAGCUAAGCAUCUAGUAAAGUGUGCUGUGCAUGCAUGGAAAAAGAAAAGAGGCAUUGCAAUGGAUGACAUUUCAGCAAUCUGCCUCUUCUUUCACUCUUCUCCUUCAUCCCAAUCCCAGCUAGUUAGCUCUGCUGCAGCUGGAAAAUUGUAAUGUUAUCAGCUAGAUAAAUUGUGCUCCUCGUUCUCAUUUAAUUUAGUUGGUUGGAAAAAUCUCCAAGUAAUGCUCUUAUCUUUCUCCAUUUUAUUAGCUAUCACCAUUUUAAUAACAAAUGAAGUAGAAGGAAAGGAAGCAAAAAUGCUGAUCUUGUUCUCCGGCCAAGAAUUCAAUCUCAUACAGAAUACAUGCAAUGAUGCUAUAUUGCUAGGAUUGCAUUACAGAAAUCUUACAAAAACACAGGUUCUGAUUCAGUUGAGUCCACCUAUUAUCAUCUUCUGGUACUUUUCUUGCUUCCUAUGUCAAUUAUGUGAUGGC